CGCGUACACAGAGACACACACAGUGUGCGCGCGUACACAGAGACGUGUGCGCGCAUUGGGAAGGCGUGGAGUGGAGGGGGAGAGGGUAGGGGUAGGAAGGAAGGUCCCAGGAGGUGGGAAGUUGGGCACAGCUCCGGCUCAGAGGCAGUGUGUAGUGAGUGUUUAAUAGUCCUGUCAUGACUGACUGCUCUGCACUUUUGUUCCAGCCAUGCUGCGGUGUGUGUAUGUGUGUGUGUGUGGUGUGUAUCUCUAUUAACGACCUCUGCUUCCUGCGAGAUGAAUCCUGCACUUAAAGAUUUUGAUGUUUACUUCCCAAAGAUUGAUGGCUAUCAAUAAACGAUGGCUGUUGAGUAAGAUGAUCAUUGUGAGGAAGACAAUUGACACUGCGUAAUCAAUUUAAAAAGGAAAAAUAAACCUUGGUUUCAGUGUAUGGCUAAGAUGUCUAGGUGUGUCUCUGCAUGCCUGUGGUUGGCUGUGGUACUGCUCCCUACACUGCAAGCUAGAGUGACUGCCCCAGCUCACCUGCAGGCGAUGCUGGGCCAUUCUGUUAUUCUAAGCUGUAAUGUGACCAUAGAAGGUGGUGAAGUCCUCAAACAGGUUCGCUGGCUGGAUUUGCACAACAAAAGUGUCCUCCAUUACCAACCCGAGAAGCCUGGCAGUCUCACCAGGCGAGAUGGUGUGGAGCUCAUCAACCAGCAAAUGCACACAAGCGCUAUUUCCAUUGAGUUGACCAAGCCGGGGGAUGAAGGCUGCUACACAUGUGUGUUUGAUGUGUACCCAUCUGGCCAGCAGAGGGGGAAGACUUGCCUCAUUUUAAAUGCAAAAGCGGAGUCAGUGGGCAACAAGACAGCAGUGCACGGGAAGCAUGUGACACUCUCGUGCACUUACCCACUCGCCAGCAGGGUCCGUCAGAUCCUAUGGAGUAAAACGGCGGAGCAGGGUGACACUGCCCCUGUGGCCUCGUACACCUUGAACGGCAAACUGAACGUGGAGCUGCCAUUCCAGGAGCGGGUGAAGCUGAGCCAGACGUUGGGACACAGCCAGUUAACCAUCGACCCCGUUCACAUGGAGGAUGAGGGAUGUUACACCUGUGAUUUCCACACGUACCCGGAGGGCUUGAGGAGUGUCACAGCAUGUCUGGCUAUCUAUGUCCUGCCCAGACCCGAGGUGAGCUACGCCACCACGGACAAAGGAGUAAUCCAGGCCAACUGCACAGCCGUGUCUCGUCCUCCUACAGAGCUCGUCUGGAAUGUGGAGGGUCAUAACCGCACUCUGGCGCCCUCCGAGACCUCGGUUUACCAUCAGGGAGACGGCACUACACUGGUGGUCACCACCAUAGAGUUUCUGUCACAACUGCUGGACGAGGAGCAAGUCACAUGUACGGCGCUCCAUCAGGGCCUGGAGACGAGCAUUUCUGUAGCCCUGAACAAGGCUGGAUUUAAGAAAAUUAUCAUCAUCUCAGCGGGGCUCGCAGUGCUCGCACUGCUCAUAUGCCUGUGUUUGUGCAUGAAGAGGCGAUAACGACGUACUCCGAGAUGACUGAGAUGAACCCAACAAAAACGCUGCUAUGACUGGAGAAAGCCACAGUCUGUCUUAUAUAUAUAGUGUUUUAUGAAUGUACUAAUGAGCGUAUGGUUUUUCUACGGCAUUUAAAUGGUCAUUUCAACUAAAACGCUAUCACUGGAAACACUAAGCUUCUUUCUGUUUUGAUGUAUUUUCACUUUCAUUAUGAAUUUCAUUGAACUAAUGAAACUAAUCUGAUUAGUAAUCUUAUUGUUGGCAUUGUUAAUGUUGAUUUCAAAUAUGUAAUAAUAAUAAUAAUAAUAUUAAUAAUACAAUAAAUCCACGUUUUUUUUUGUUGUUUUUUUUAUGAGUGAACAUGUUUUUAUAAAUAUUGCUCUGUGAGAAGUCUUAUACUCCCUGCGUAUGCAUCUCCACUAGAUGGAAGUGUACUCAUAUCUGGAGGUUGCUUUUCAACAUCUAGAGUAUCUACACUGACGGGAUACAACUGACUCGACGACUUCGGUUUUCUUCAAUUAAGAGCUUUAAUGGAUGAAAACAAGAAAGUUUGAACGUACUGUGCAACUAAAUAAUACUAACUUUGCUCAAAUGACAUGGAGUCCCUAAGGUAGACCUGAUAUGUCUCGGGUAAAAUGUGGUUUUUUUUUUUUUUUUUUUGUGG
Molecule: messenger RNA, 2182 nt
Organism: Ictalurus furcatus (blue catfish)
Lineage: Eukaryota; Metazoa; Chordata; Actinopteri; Siluriformes; Ictaluridae
Product: OX-2 membrane glycoprotein-like
Exons: 8
Coding region: 430-1521 (363 amino acids)
Molecular function (GO): cell-cell adhesion mediator activity
Source: RefSeq, a predicted model, not a curated record